CUGGCGUGUGGAUGGCCCACCGCCAUGAUCUGGACCAUAUUGGCAAUAAUAUUUGCAUUUGCUAUACUUGGAAACACUAAAGAAACGCUGGAACUCAGUGACGAAAUCAAAGAAAUAAUACAACAUGUUCAUAACGAGUGCGUCGGUAAGACCGGGGUCGCCGAGGAGGAUAUACAGAAUUGCGAAAAAGGCAUAUUUAAGGAAGACAAGAAAUUGAAGUGCUAUAUGUUUUGCCUGAUGGAGGAAGCGAACCUCGUGGAGGACGAUGGUUCGGUUGAUUAUGACAUGGUCGUCAGUAUAAUCCCAGAGCAGUACACGGAGAGGGCCAAGAACAUGAUAUUUUCGUGCAAACAUCUCGAUUCCCCUGACAAGGAUAAGUGUCAAAGAGCCUUUGAUGUUCACAAAUGCUCGUACGAUAAGGAUCCAGAUUUCUACUUCUUAUUCUAAGAUGAUUCCACUCCAUCAAAUGAAGCUAGCAAGUUGAUGGUGACUAAGUAAGUAGGUAUACAAUAAACGUUUUCAGAAGCAUC
Messenger RNA from Ostrinia nubilalis (European corn borer), 530 nucleotides. RefSeq names its product general odorant-binding protein 83a-like. The transcript has 6 exons. Lineage: Eukaryota; Metazoa; Arthropoda; Insecta; Lepidoptera; Crambidae. The record is from RefSeq and is a predicted model, not a curated record. Bases 25 to 447 code for a protein of 140 amino acids. Gene Ontology annotation, molecular function: odorant binding.